AUGCCACCCUUGGGCACGACGAAUCAAGAAAUCCCAUUUGCACACAUGAGGGUGCAUUUCGAAGACUUUGCGCUGCAACUGAGGCUGCAUCGGCAUCAUGAACAUCGAAGACGUAUGCUUAGUCUUCGCCGAAAUCGACUGCAAAAUGCUGUGGCUUUGUCCGCCCGACUCCAUCGUGUAAGUUCCUGGGUACACGACGGACUGGUCGAAAUCACUCAACAGGCGGAUGCAAGUGGCUUCACACGGUUGCACCAGCACACGCAUGACCUUGUGGAUUUAUGCUUCUCCCAGUGGAAUCAUGACAUUCAAGGUCAAAGUCCUCCAUACGCCCAAAAAGCGGUUGCUAACGAGUCCUUCCUCUCCCGAUUACCACCGUCGUCGCAACAAGAUUGCCUAGACUUCAUCGAAACCCUGCGCAGCAAUCCUCGAUUUUUGAUAGAGAGAUUCAAAGCCAUGUCUCCAUCACAAAUCUCGUCCCUAUCCACUUCCCCCAAAUUCCAGGAACUACCAGAAUCCGUUUUAACAUCAUUGUCACAAAAUCGUGGAAGGUCUUCGGCGAAGAAGCGAGUCAAAGCCUAUUCGAAAGAUCUGGAAGACUACGCCUCCUCUUUCGAGCGUUUAAACCCCCUGUUCUUCCUUGUUCACAACCUCUACGCGCCUUUCCAGGACGUGCAAAGUUCUGAGAGCAGGCUCAGAUUUGCCACAUGGUCUACUAUUUGCUCAAGCCUGAUGAUUGAAUCUGAGCAAACCUUUGACGCUAUUGUCGGACAAGUCCUUGACACGUUUGCAAGUAUGUACGACUGGCAGAUCAAAGACCGUUUGGAGUUGUUCCUGAUGAGCAUCCUGCAAAGAGGUGCAUUUCUGAUUGAUUUAUUGGAGAGUUCGGCAUCAAGUCAACAGACCCUUCACGGGGUCUUCGACACGUUCAACACUCCACAAGCUCAAGAAUUCUUCGAGGGAGCAGUCAGAGAACUAUUUGAAAUUUUGUCCUGUGAAGACGGGAUCCCAGUUGGCGCCCUCCACCUAGGCCGCGCCAUUAUAGGAAAGCUCCCAACGGUUGAGGCUCAAAGCCAGUUCCGAGGACAUCUGUUCUUUCAGUGGUUUCUAAAACAUUUCCUCCGAAUCACAAUUGCUUACCCUGAGGAUGAGAAAAUGCUUCUCCAAUUCCAUGUUGGUGAUAAAGCAAGGUCACACCUACUCCAUACGCUGUGGGACCGCGCAGUCUCCCGAGCAAGUGAUAUCUUCAGUCCAAUGCCUGUUCAGCCGGUCGAUCCGGUGGUAGAGAACUAUGCGUCUAUGAUGAUCAACCAACUCGAUGCCGACGAGCAUUGCUUGGAUCCAUACCAGGAUAGCGGUUUGCCACAUGCCCAUCCUACGACUGGUGGGCCUUACUUCCUCUCGGUCUGCGCGGCCGAGAUCGCCCAUGUACUGGAGGCUCUCAAUCCUCAGUACAUCCACACUUCAAGUCCCUGGGAUUCAUUCCUUAGCUCUUCCCAUUCGACCUUCAGGAUGCAGUACUCCCACGCUAGUAGUAAGUUCAAUGACCUACGUCGACGAAUACUGGACGUGAUAGAGCCUGGCCACUCGUCCAGAAACAUUCACCCUUGUCAGGAGAACUGGGCACAACUCUCAAUAUCUCAUGCAGGAGUCCUAUCGGCCGUGGAAAUUGCAGGGUUCUCCGGAUUGAAAUUGGGAAUACAGGAACUGGGAGAUCUCCAUCUGGUCGAGGACGCAGCUGUUCGUUUGGCGGAAGGGCCUAUGUUUGCAGACCAUGUGCAACCCUCCAUCCCAAUUGCGGGUUCGAGUUCCAAAAUAUCGUCGCUUGCCGAUAUGUUCGCAACAGAAGCAAGACUAGCCUCCACAAAAACCGACAGUAUCGCAGCUUUGUAUUGGCAGGACGCACUUGUAUAUCUACGCCGGCACUAUCCUUUAACGGUAUUGACAGACGAUGACACAAAGGUGCUUGGUCCCAUUACCGAAAGACUGAGGUGCGGUCAGUUGAAAAUUGCAGAAACUUGCCAACGCCUGGAAGAAGAGGUUGCUCAGCUGGAGGUGUCGUACAGUUUUGCGCGAACAAGAAUAUCCAAGCUCGCGUUUUGGCUCGACAAGCUUCGAGUGAAAUUUUGGUACAAGAUGGAUGUGGUGAGCUCCAGCGCUUACGAGGAUGCGAAGAACAUUUCAGCGGCAUUGAAUAACAUGGCUUUAUCGAAAUUGCAAGGAUACGUACCGGAUCGGAGGAAGACCCAUUCCUCAGGAUCGAGCCGGCCAGGCACCUCAGAAACUUCGGCUUCGUCAGUAUUUGAUCAGCCUCAGAUUGACAUCACGAGCCUCCUAAAAGCCCCUGCCGAGCACGGUGGCCCGAAGAAACUCGCCGAUGCUCAGAUUGAACUGAUCAAAAAAUGGCUCGAACGCAACCACGUGGAUAAUUUCUGCAAGGGGGAGGAAAGGAUUCAUCGAUUUUGCAUGGAGGUGAAGAUGGCGACCAAGAAGCUCGUGGGGGAGACACUCAGUGAAAGCCCUGUGUUGUGGUCGAGUGACCUUUUCGCAAGGGAGAAGAACCUCUAUGAUGUCCAUGCCAACACCGCGUUUAGCGCCCAGGCGAGUACCAGAGCGCCCAGCGUCUGGAGUGAACCUCUGUCAUCCAGCUCAUUUCCGUCACGAACGGGAUUCUUCGGGUCGCGAGCUUCGUUCUUCAGUCAGGGAUCCAGCAGGCUGGGAAGAGACUUGCUGGGCAGCGACCUAGCCUCACUAAUCAGCUCGCCAGGUCGGGCGACAACCGUCACCACGCUGGAAUCUGGCAGCAGCUUCUGGUCACCACCUCAAUCCAACCCAAGGUCAGUAACGUCGGCCUCUUCACACUCGAGACCAGCAUCCAUGUUCGAAGAUCACGGAUUGAAUCGACUGGUGGACCACAACUUGGAGAAGGCUAAAUUCUUGGCCCAACUCCAGCAGGAUUUGACCUGCCUGUUGUUGUCCGACCUUGGAUGUCCGGUCUGGAGCUGUGGAAGCGAGACAGACGCCUGGAUGGACACCAUACUGCACACUGUGGGAGUCGCCCAACGUCUCGAGCAGCGGGCUGUCAUUUCCCGACUACAUUUGAAUACAAAUACUCCACGCUCUGCCGCAACGUAUGCUCGCAGUGGUGGUCGAAAGCAGAAGACGCGGAGCAUUAGUGCAGCUCCGGCGGCACCCCAAUCCUCCGGCCAUGGCGCGAGUGCUGACGCGCAUCCAUUCGGUACAUUCUGCAUGGAGGAGAGCUCUCGAGUCAAAGAUGGCGACUUUUCAUACCGCAAUGCAUUCAACGAUGUCCUCUCCCGGAUACAAGAGCAUGUGGAUCCCAACUUUAAACUCAAGGCGAUUCAUGACUUCAAGCUCUUGUCUGAAGCUUGGGAGAAGAGCCAAGCAGAGCUAUGCCCGUCAAAGAACAAGACAGUUCUACGAGACGAAUCUGCGGUACAAGAACGCUCGCGACGACGCAGUCUGAAUCCGAGCAUGUUAUCUGCGAAUCUCGGCAGGCAAGUAGAGCGAGAGAGGAGCACUCGUCCUGUCCCUGCCGAACACGCCACUAACGAUGAAAACAAGGUUGUGACACUAUUGAAAUCCCUGUUGUUCGCCUUGAAACCCAAGACCAUCUUCCGUGAUCUGCAAUACGUCGCCUCUUUGGUAUCAGCUCAGACGCUGGCUGACACCGACAUGGGGCGAGCGUUCCUCCAGGUCGGCCUCGCCGCGUUGGCAUGGAAGGACGAGGUAGGCCGCGCGAUGGUGGAUGUGUCGGAUCGGAUUGUGGUGAGAGACUCGAUCAAACGAGGAGUUGGUGGGCGAGCAAAUAAUGAGCCCUCGAUCCUGAAGGCAAUGGAAUACUGGAUGAUCGCCGCGCGGGAGGGCAAUGCUGUCGCUCAGCGAGAAUUGGCGAGUUUAUACCUUACGCACCCGGAAGUCCCGCCGAUUGUCAGUCUGCCUCUGGCACUAUCGUCAGAGAUCUUCAAGACUGAAAUGAUGUGGGAAGGACAGGAGAGCUCGGGGCUGCCUCGUAUCAGCCAGUCGCUGUGCCUUGCGCUACAUUGGAUGCAACAAGCAGCGCUCAAUGGGGAUCCAGUGGCGCAGGCCAAGCUGAAGGAGCGUCGAGCGAAUCAUUCAGUGCAAUGA
Messenger RNA from Capronia coronata CBS 617.96, 4146 nucleotides. RefSeq lists its product as uncharacterized. The transcript is spliced from 3 exons. Gene Ontology annotation, molecular function: protein binding. The record is from RefSeq and is a predicted model, not a curated record. The coding region runs from base 1 to 4146 and encodes 1381 amino acids. Lineage: Eukaryota; Fungi; Ascomycota; Eurotiomycetes; Chaetothyriales; Herpotrichiellaceae.